This is a messenger RNA of Linum tenue, 1221 nucleotides long. The record is from the annotation of a GenBank genome assembly. Lineage: Eukaryota; Viridiplantae; Streptophyta; Magnoliopsida; Malpighiales; Linaceae.
AUGGCCGAGAUUCGAGUUGAGGUCUCUGAGUCUGAGGGUGAUCAGCAGCAGGAGGAUCCCAACGCAUCAGUGUUCCAAUCCCGUACUUUCCCGCGAUACUGCCCCAGACCCCGCCCAACCCAAACACAAUACAUUCCGGCCACUCCCAGGGCGAUAGCAGCAGCUUCCGGCGCCACUCCUUCCAACUCCGAUCUCUCCUCCAGGUCCAGGGCUUCCUCCUCCGACACUUCCAGCUUCUUCUUCACCAUCUCUUCCUCUUCUUCCUCCUCAUCCUCCUCUCACACCCUAUCCAUCCCACAAUCCUCCACCUCGUCCUACCUCUGCACCUUCCGUGGCAAGGACGCGAUUGGCUUCCGCCGGGUGUUCCCUCCGACCAUAAACCGGGAGAAGCUGAAACAACACUUGUCAGUCAUCGGCAGCAUUCGUCACGCCAACGUGGUCCAGCUCAUCGGAGCUUCCAUGUACGAGAAGGAGCCGUGCGUCAACCUCAUGUACCCCUUCGUCAACGGCGCAACCCUCUCCGAUUGUUUGACCAGCAGGAGUACGACCGAUCUCUACAGCCUCUACCUCGGUAGGUGGCAAUCGAGGAUGGACAUCGCGGUGGGAGUGGCUCGCGGCCUGAAUUACAUCCACCACAUGACCGGAUUCGAAGCCCUCCUCGUCCACAAUCGUAUCAAGACCUCCAAUAUCAUCCUCCUCCCUUUGAGCGGCGGCGCCGCCGUCAAACCCUUGAUCUGCAAAUUCGGCCUCGCUCAUGCUGCAGGGGAGGCUGCCGACGAAGACGAAGACAACGUUGGAUGGGGCGGAGGAGAGGGGAUUGAAGAAGUAGACGAGGAAGAGAACCCCUACAUGUCGCCGGAGGUUCGGCGAGGGGGGUCGUUGGCGACGCGGAAAUCGGAUGUGUACGCAUUCGGGGUGCUGCUGUUGGAGCUGAUUUCGGGUGCGGAGCCGGUGACUUACCGUUAUAAUGAUGUCGACAAGGUUUACGUGCGUAAGUCGAUCAUGGAGACGGCGAGGGCGGCGGAGGCCGGCGACGAGGAGAUGGUGCGGGGUUGGGUGGACGGGAGGCUGAAUGGGUUGUUCCCAGUGGAGGUCGCGAAGGAGGCGAUGCGUUUGGGGCUGUAUUGUCUGGGCGAGGAUCCCAGAUCGCGACCUGAUAUGGGCCUUGUUGAAGGCCUCAUCUUCGACUGCUGGCGAAGAUCGAACAAACCCUUCUUUUAA